Molecule: messenger RNA, 855 nt
Organism: Coniophora puteana RWD-64-598 SS2
Lineage: Eukaryota; Fungi; Basidiomycota; Agaricomycetes; Boletales; Coniophoraceae
Exons: 4
Coding region: 1-855 (284 amino acids)
Source: RefSeq, a predicted model, not a curated record
AUGUACAUUCUUCCAGACAAUGGCAGACACUCAGGUAUCAAGACUUCUUGGGUUGAACAUCACACCAGGGCUGGUCCACAAUCAACUCUGUCCAUAACCAAAGCACAUAGUUUCUUGAGUAACAUAAACUCUGCUGGCUACAAGACUGUUGUUUUCAAGUCUGCUGAGGAUUGGGACUACUGGCCCAAUGGGGCAUUCAAAGCUGACAUAUCUGACAAGAUCCACAGAAAGACCCGAGGGUUGAUGGUCCAUUGGGCCACAUCUACAUACAGAGUACCAUCCGGCCCCACCCUAGCUAAAAGAUGGAAGAAAGGCCACUACUCCAAGCACUCAUGUCAAGGUAUCAUUACCUGUGAAAAUGACAGCUGCCAGGAGGAAGCCCAGUUCAUCAACUUAUGUGAUAAUAAUCCUGGAGCUGGUCCAGCAAAAUUUAUUGCUGGAAUUCCCAUCCUCAGUGGUGACAGAUGUUCUGUUGCAAAUAUUUCACCCACAUAUGUGAACAUUAGUCAUGUGACUAAAGACUGUCAGAAACUCAAGGCAUCUGUACCACGCGGUGGUGACACUUUUAUCCUUGACUUUUCCUACUUUGAUUGUAGCCAUCCGACCUUUGUCACCUCCGGUCAGAUUAGUGCUGUUACAGUGUUCACGAUGCAGAGUAAAUUCAUGAAAUCUCUACUGCUCAAGAACUAUAUUGCAGAUGAGCUGGUGAAUGGAUUUGUUACAGAUGAAACCCACAAGUAUUUUGCUGAUCACAAUGCCUUCCUCCUCAUCACUGCAACCUACUUGCUAGAGCUUAAUUAUUGGGUGCUAGUUCAAUUUGCUUAUCUCAAUAGGGCAACAGCAGGACACUACUGA